Molecule: messenger RNA, 1585 nt
Organism: Ixodes scapularis (black-legged tick)
Lineage: Eukaryota; Metazoa; Arthropoda; Arachnida; Ixodida; Ixodidae
Product: venom metalloproteinase antarease-like TtrivMP_A
Exons: 14
Coding region: 1-1509 (502 amino acids)
Biological process (GO): membrane protein ectodomain proteolysis
Molecular function (GO): metalloendopeptidase activity
Source: RefSeq, a predicted model, not a curated record
AUGCAUUAUUACAGAGCAUUCCUGCUUGCUAUUAUACUAGAAACUUCAUUUGGUGACAAGUUCAAAGCAUCCCAUCUGGAGCGUGUCGUAUAUCCCAUGCUUCUCGGCGCGAGGGGCCUCAAUAGAGAAACAAUUCUGCGUAUCGAAGACGGGCUUGUACUGACUUUGGAGAAAAGCACCGUCCUAGCCGAAGAUUUUGUCGUCAUUCAAGACGAUGGCAGAGAGCAACACAUGAGCGGUAAGGAGCUGGAGAAGAACCUGCACCACGACAGGCGUCACAUGUCAGCACUUUCGAUAGAAGAGGUGGACGGAGGUUGGGAGGUGAGGGGAGUCUUAAGCGACAAGUUGAGGAUUGAACCAAUGCCAUUGAAGGCGCGCUCUGAAGACGGAAGCAUUGCCCACAAGGUUUCUAAGAUUCAGAAAGAGGGAAAUUACGAGAAUGAUUACAUAGUUGAACCCGAUUUCGUGAUCUCUGAAAGAUCUGCAGACUAUGAGCAAGGGACUGUGUAUGUGGGAGAGGCGGUGUUCGUCGAAUUGAGGAUACUAUGCGACUCUCACCAUCAUAAACAUCAUCACUUCAAGAGUCGAAAAGAAGUGCUCGUCUACUUGGCGCUUUCGAUAAUCGCAGUAAAUCUGCGAUACGAUGCGCUCCGUGACCCGAGAGUUCAGUUCCUCCUCACAGGCGUCACCUUAAGCGGAGACGACUCAAACCUUGCGAUGGUGACACGCGAAGAAACAAGCGGUUGGGUCACAAAUAACGUCACGUAUUUGAACUCAUACAGAACGAUUUAUUAUCUAUCAGAACUUAUUCGAAACAAGACCCUGGAAGUUCCUGCAGACGCACUCCUUGUCGUCACAGCGUUGGACAUGGUAAGAAUAUCUGGUGGCAUUUUAUACAAGAAUACUAUGGGACUAGCCUUCAUUGGAUCUCUUUGUGGAGUCCAGCGCGUCCUUGCAGUCGAAGACACGCCAGGAUUGUUCAGGAUGAUCGACCUCGCGGUGCACGAACUAGGACACUCAUGCGGCAGUCUUCACGAUGGUGAUGUUCAGAACGAGAUUGCGUGUGGUCCCAAUGGAGGAUAUAUUAUGGUCCCUUUCGUUCGCCCUCCUCCAGGCAACUCGUUUUCAAGUUGCUCAAAAACAAUGAUUAGUAAUUAUAUGAAGUCCCUGCCCGAAGAGUGCGUUGAGGUGAAAUCAAAAAUCAAUCACCUGAAGGAUAUCAAAGACCUUCCGGGAAGCGGAAUGAGCAAGUCGGUUUUAUGUAAGAGGCUCUACCCCGAAGGAGGAGACAGUGGUCUGGACACGGGAAAUUAUCCAGACUGUAGAGCGUACUGCAUGAAUAAUAACCACUUCUGGUCUUAUGAGAAUCUCUGGGAUGGAAUGCAAUGUGGAAGAGGAAAGAUAUGUCUCGGCGGCGAGUGUGUAAAGACGCCACCGAAAUACCUUUCAAAGGCCAAGAAGAAAAAGCGCAGAAAAAUCAAACGCCGAAAGGAGACUGGAAGUCUAUAAAACCUGUUCAUCCUAUUAUCUUUAUCUAAAAUAUAACAAGUUUAAUAUGAAAGACUAAUUAAUUUCUUGACAUUUG